Molecule: messenger RNA, 4497 nt
Organism: Corticium candelabrum
Lineage: Eukaryota; Metazoa; Porifera; Homoscleromorpha; Homosclerophorida; Plakinidae
Exons: 13
Coding region: 1-4311 (1436 amino acids)
Biological process (GO): proteolysis
Molecular function (GO): serine-type endopeptidase activity
Source: RefSeq, a predicted model, not a curated record
AUGCAAGAUUAUGGACAUGCACUCGAAACUGUGCUAGAAAUAUACUAUGAGGGAUGUCGAGAUGUCGUCCGAAUCGGUAGUGCUCCUUAUCAUGACAAAGAUGCACUUGAUGGACGUACACAUCGUCAUCCUAAACGCGACUUCCAUCAUGUUUCUGACGACACCUCCAAGUUUGGCAUGAGAUUCGACCUCAGUUCUCAAUGCUUUGAAGGCUCUUUCCAGAGAUUUGGUUUACAUCGUAUAUUGCCUAUAGCAGGGGUUUCACAAGGUGAUCCACCGGGUUCGAUUCAGUUUUCUUUGGCCAUACUGCAACUCUUGGAUGAUAUUGGUCCUCUCUCGGGUAUUCAAUUGAAUCUAUGGUACCUUGAUGACGGAGCUCUUGUUGGUUCUCGUCAUGCGGUUUGCCAGUUAUUAAACUCGGUGUUGGAGAAACGCCCUUCAUUUGGUCUCAAACUCAAUUUAGACAAAUGUGAAAUAUUUUGGCUAACAGGUGACCAAAUGUACUCAGAAAUUCCAACUGGCAUACGUCGAAUCUGUUUGAUCAAAAGUGGAGCAGAACUUCUUGGUUCUCCAAUAAUUAGGUCUGAUCUCUUUUUUGAUGAGUUUAUUAGCGAACAGUGUUCUUCUAAUGCAAAUUGUUUAGCAGCUACGGAGAGAGAUUUUAGGAUUGCUUCUUGUCUUGCUGUUGCUUUGCUUACAAAGACAGGACAUAGUCCUAGUUUAACGUGCAGACAACUUGUAGCAACUACAUUGUUAGAAGAAAAAACACGACAAAUACAAUACUACUUAGGUAGUAUCUUAUGUCUCAUAAAGUGUCAAUAUGUCAGCUGCAAACAGCGACGGUCCGACCAUGGCAAGCCGUUUGGUGCUGCUGCUACUGACGUGCCUUCUACUCGUUUCAACACUAGCACACUAGGGGGCAAUACACGAAAAGGCUACGACUCUCUGAAAAAGCGAGAUGACAGUGGCAAAUGUUUUGGAUCUUUGCAGCAACAACGAAUCAUCAACCUUGAUGACGAGACGAAUGUUGUCACCGGAUCAGACAGCGUGGGUGACGAGAUCAGGAUACAAACAGGUAUCAUGCGGUUCAAGUCUGUAGUGCAUAUCCUAUCACCUGAUGUUUGGUAUCGACGUGUAGAGCAUGAAGACGACCGCACGAGCUCGCGAAUUAAGCGAGCAGUAGAUUAUCAAGUGCCGGAGGUGACAGCCCGACAGGAUGGCGAGACGAGAAUAGUGAAAUGGGGCCUUGCGUCCGGACCGUUGGUAAUCUCCAAGUACAACAUCUACCGCACGUUCACAACUCUCGUAUCAUUUGAUGUCACUCGUUUGGAACCGAUUGCUACUGUGGCGGCGGGACCAAAUAGGCAGUGGAGAGACGACUGUCGGACGAGCGAAGCGUCGGUGCGCUAUGCGGUGACCGCAGUUGACGUCAGCACUAGAGAGCAUACAGAACACGUUGUUCCAUCACCAUUUCUGCCGUUGGUGGGAUCGUUUGAUAAUGUGGGAGACAUUAAGUAUCCGAUGCCUGAUCUUGUGCCGUGUUGCGUCGUUUGUCAUGAUAUUGCGUUUGAUUCGGAUUUGCAAGAGUUUCUGCUUGUCUAUGAUUGUGAUGGUGACGGGGACGGAUAUGGAGACGACGUGUUUGCGGUCAGACUUGAUUCUUUUGGCAGUAAUAUUGGUUCUGCACGUCGCGUUAGUGCAACAGUAACAGGAUCCACUGCUCAACAUUGUCCUUCCGUAGUCUACAAUCCUCAUUUUAAAAAUUAUAUCAUUCUCUUUCACCUCAAAGCUACAACAGUGCACUCGAACAAGUUCGUCAUCGUGACGCGAAGAGUCUCGUUCGGUUCAUUGAACAACAUCACAAAUCCCAUGGUAUCGAUAAGAGGAACAAUGCCAGCUGGAGUAGCCGCAGAUCUCGUCACCACAACCAUAAUUUACAAUCCAGUAACGUACGGCUACGUCGUCGCAUCGGAAAUGAAACUGUCAAAUCGAGUUGAAAUCUUAUCCGCCUACCUAACCGACGAGGGUAAACUCAAGUCGGGAGGCCCCGUAUUCUCAUUCUCAGUUAACGUCCUUCAGCCCGCAGUCGUUUUCGACGAAUUCAAGAAGAUGUUUGUGUUCGUAUCGCAACUGGACAAAUCGCAUCCUCAACUCUCUACGAAGAACGCUCUUCUUCAAAAGUCUUUUCCUGCAUCCGGGUAUCCCAACAAUCCUCCACAAGCGGUUGCCUUUGCUUCGACGGCAGUCGACGAAUCGUCGAUUAGUCUGCACUUUGACAAUGCCACCAGGUGCGUUCGCGUGUGCUUCUUGCACGUCAACAACAACAGGCUGACUGAACUGACUUGCACCAAGUUGUGCGCCCGCGGAGUCAAUCAGUACAAUGUGCGACCCUUGGAUGUCUCAUUCUGUACGUGCAAAAACACAGCGAUCAAUCCGCAUGUGAUCGAGUAUCCGGUCAACAGCGCAGUGUUUGGCGUUUGGGAGGAGAAAGACUCUACUCGUCAUCGAUUGCAUGGAUACUUCGUCAGUACGGUUCAUUUCCAGCAGAAUCCUCCUGCCGCCGUUCAGGAGCAUCCACGGGCUGUGUACAAAAGCAGUCACGGACAAGUGUGUGUUGUAUGGCAAUAUCAGUUAUCUGCGGAUACUUGCAGCAAACUUGGAAUCCGAUGCUUUGAAUCGGCAACAAGCUGUAACGACCAGUGUUGUUGUCAACAAAGUAGCAGUCCACAUUGUGGAGCUUGCGGGGCCUUUCUCCAAUGUGACGCGAAUGCAUUGUGUACGCAGACAAAUCAGUGCGAAUGUAGAGCAAACCUGGGAUUUGAAGGAGACGGUACAACAUGUUCGUUUGAUUCUUGUGCUGAUGAACACCACAAUUGCACCGAUUACGAAGACUGCAAACCAUCUGGGAACACUUUCACUUGCGUUUGCAAGAGGGGAUACAGAAGAGAGAACAACAAAUGCGUACUGUCGGACCCGUGUGCGCCAGGCGCGCACGACUGCCACAAAAACGCUCUAUGUCAAAUAGGACCCAAUGGAACCUAUGUUUGCAAAUGCUUCCCAAACUUUGUCGGAAACGGGAAAGUUUGCGUAGAUACAACUAAAUGUCACGAACAUGCAACUUUGAUCAACAAUAAAUGUGUUUGCAACCGAGGAUACGUCGGCAAUGGUGCAUUUUGUUGUCCAACAAAAUUUAAAGACAAGUUAGUUGUGCUGGGAAAUUCUAUUAUUCUGGACCUUGACACCGAAUGUAUUGGACCAUUUCUGCCGUACACUACAUUUCAAUGGUUCCACGACAAAUCCAGUACAGCUAUCGGCGCAAAGAAGAAGUCGAAUUAUGUGCUCCGACCAGGUAACACCUCGUUGACCAUCACAGCUAUCAGAACUAAGCAUUUGGGCGAGUACACGGUCAGAAUUGUCGUGGCCUCUAUUUCGUACGAGCUCUCUGCGAGGAUAGACCUGAGGCCAGUAACAGGAAGAUGUGGAUGUGGACACUCCGGAAAAAUAAAUGCUCGCAUAUCCGUUGGCGGAAACGAAACGAAACCGGGCGAGUUUCCGUGGCAAGUCAUGCUGUGUGGCAAUAAUGGCGUAUUUUGUGGCGGCGUCAUGAUCAGCAAGUGCUGCAUUCUGACCGCAGCCCAUUGCGUCACGGGCAGUGGGGCACAGAGCGCGUUCCAAAAUAAGACGAAAGCCUUGCAAGUCUGUCUCGGACGCAGGUGCGGAGAUUGCAACACCGGUGUCUACCCGAAAAAAGCAGAAAAGCGUGAAGAAAAGCUUCAGUGCUUUAAAGUUCAUCGCAUUCACGUUCACCAAGACUACAAUCAAGAGACCUUCGAGCACGACAUCGCACUGCUUCAACUCAAAUCGCCCAAAUGCAUCAAAUGCAAAGAUGAAAGCGCAAAACCCAUCUGUCUACCAGUAUCGUCUAGAGACUCUCACUACAUCGCAGACGGCAAAAAGGCAUGGGUUAUAGGAUGGGGAGAAAUCCAGGCAGGUCACGGCGUAGCCGGAUGUUUGAGAAAAGCCACAACUACGCUCGUACCGCGAUCACAAUGCAGGGCCCACUACGCACGCCAGCACAGGCAGGCAAACGUGACAAAAGGUAUGAUGUGCGCGGAAGACGACGUGGGACCGUGUCAGGGAGACAGCGGCGGACCUCUAAUGGUAAAAAACCGCGAUUUUGAGCACAGGUAUGUCCUCGCCGGUUUGGUCAGUUGGGGAAGUGACUGCGGCAAGGCAAAUUCGUUUGGCGUCUACACGGAGAUAACGCGUUAUCUCGACUGGAUCUAUGGCAUUUGUAGCGAUUGGAACUAGUAAAGACAUGCAGUGUGGACUGUUUCUCUCUAGACAUAGAGAUUCAUGACUUGGGACAUGCGGGAGGGGUCUGGCUACGCGAGUCUGGUUAAGGCUUAUAACGGCACUUUCGUAGUAGAACGAUGUUGUGCACAUGGACAAUAGCGAAAGCGUAACUGGUCAUUACAGAAUAACGUUUGCGUCGCA